GCUGAAGAGAGCAGACAUGGCCGCGCUGGCCGAGGCGGCGGCUCUGGCCGCGGUGUGCGUCGUCGUGGUGCUGCUGGCGCGCUUCCUCGGCAGCUACCUGCACUUCAGGAAGCUGGAGAUGGCCAUCCCCGGGCCGCCGUCGCUGUUCCUCCUCGGCAACGCGCUGGACUUCGUCUCCGUGACCCCCGACAACGUGAUGCAGACCGUGCUGCGGAAGCUCGCCGGCCGGACGGAGAUGAGUCGCUUCUCCAUUUUGAACAACCUGAUCGUGGCGGUGCAAGAGCCCGAGCAGAUCGACGAGGUGGUGCGCUGCAAGAAGUUCGACGACAAGCCCAGCUUCUUCUACAGCUUCCUCCACAUCGUCGCCAAGAAGGGCCUGGUGCAGCUCAACGGCCCCGAGUGGAAGGCGCACCGCCGGUGGCUGGAGCCGGGCUUCAACGUGCAGGUGCUGAACCGCUUCGUGGACAUCUUCAGCGAGGAGGCCAAGGGCUACGUGGACCGCAUCGAGGUAGGCGAGGACGUGGACGUUGUCAAGACGCUGAUGAAGGUCAACGUGCGGAACGUCCUCCGCACCUCCAUGGCGGCGGACACCUCCGACUUCGAAGACAGGGCCAUGGACGCCUUCCAGUUCGUCGAGGUGUUCCUGCGCUCCGUCAACAAGCGCGCCUUCAACCCGGUCCUGUGGUCCGAUCGAGUAUUCAAACUGACGCCACUGGGCAGGAGAGUGAGCGCCACCAAGAAGGUCAUCGACGACUACUGCAGCAUUUUCAUCACGAGGAAGCGCGCUGAAAUCGAAAACCACAAGAACGACGCUGGCUUCGGGCGAGGGCGCAAGACGCUCAUGGACAUCAUGCUGGACCCCGACACUGGGUCGCAGAAGCUCAUGGAGGAGGACGCCAUCACUGACGAGUUCAUAACAUUCAGUGGCGCCAACGUCGACACGACGGUCUCGACGCUCAGCUGGACGCUCAAGGUGCUGUCGCUGCUGCCCGACGUGCAGCAACGAGUGCACGCCGAACUGGACUCGGUGUUCGGGGACAGCGACAGAAGCGUCUCCGUCGAGGACCUGUCUGAGCUGCAGUACCUCAAUCGCGUGAUCAAGGAAGUGAUGCGCAUGUUCCCGACCAUCCCCUUCGUCGCCCGUCACUGCCACAAGGAGACCACACUGUGCGGCCACACCAUCCCAGCGAACACCAUCAUCGGCAUAAGCAUCUUCUCGGCGCACCGCGACCCCAGGCACUGGGACAGGCCCGAGCAGUUCGACCCGGACCGCUUCCUGCCCGAGCGCAGCAAGGACCGCCACCCCUGCGCCUACAUGCCCUUCAGCAUGGGGCCCAGGAAGUGCAUCGGCGGCAGGUACGCCAUGAUGAACAUGACCACCUUCCUCGCCACCGCGCUCAGGGACUUGGAGGUGCUGCCCGUCGGCGACCACAAGGACCUGCAGAGCCUCAUCGACAACAUGACCUUCGACAUUUCGUCCCACCUCGUGGGCGGGACGCGAGUGAGGUUCCGCCGAAGAAGUGCCAAAGCCGCCUGAAGCCGCAACCAAAGUUAAUUCAGGUUCGCACUUAGGCACUAAUUAGUUUUUUGUGCAUAGCUUUGUAGGAAAUAGGGCACGCGUGAACGCGUGACAAGGUACGUAGGUGAAUUCAGUGCCUUCCGAUGAGUGAAUGUUCCUAGCAACGCACGGGGUUAAAAAGGGGUGAAGUGUUUUCGGCCCUUAUUAGGGUGUCUAAGUACGGGGUGAACAGGCUGUGGGGCUAUAUCAAGACGUUUCUGCAGGUCGGGAUUUUCAGACAACAAACUCUAAAAUAUAUGACUUUCCAUCUCUGAAUAUUCGGACCAUCUACACGUUCUGAAUUUUCAGACCACCAUAGGGCGCCUGGGAGGUAGGCAGCCCUUUUGACCUGGUGAUGGUUGGGUUGCCUACCCCGUACGGCGCUGUAGGGUGCAAGGUAGCAGCGCGAUGCCGCGGCCAGGUGGGGGCGGCCAAAAUUCUAGACGCGUUUUGAGCUUAAGUCUCUAAAUUGGACUCGAACUGAACAUGUGACCGUGACCCCACCAAUGGAUU
This is a messenger RNA of Thrips palmi, 2071 nucleotides long. Its product is annotated as cytochrome P450 4C1-like. Gene Ontology annotation, molecular function: oxidoreductase activity, acting on paired donors, with incorporation or reduction of molecular oxygen; monooxygenase activity; iron ion binding. The record is from RefSeq and is a predicted model, not a curated record. The coding region runs from base 17 to 1537 and encodes 506 amino acids. The transcript has 3 exons. NCBI's taxonomy places the organism in Eukaryota, Metazoa, Arthropoda, Insecta, Thysanoptera, Thripidae.